AUGACUUCUUCUUCUUCUUCUUCUUCUUCUUCUUCUUCUUCCUCCUCCUCCUCCUCUUCUUCUUCUUCUUCUUCUUCUUCUUCUUCUUCUUCUUCUUCUUCUUCGCGCCUCUCCCUAUACCCAAUAUUUGUAACCCCACUGCAUACACUGCAUCUAUCUAUCUAUCUAUCUAUCUAUCUAUCUAUCUAUCUAUCUCUCUCUCUCUCUCUCUCUCUAUAUAUAUAUAUAUAUAUAUAUAUAUAUGCACACACACACUGGCAAACUUACAGAGAGAUCGCGGACUGUAGGACGAAAGAAAAGCUCGUGACGGCCAUUACAGACGUGUUCUACCCCAUUACCCAUUUUCUCAUAUCUUUCAUUCCUUAUUCAUGUUACCUUCCCGCUCUUAGAUCUUUCCUUAUUUCUUCUAUUCACCAUUCUUUUGUUCAUUCUAAUCAUGUGCUUAUUUACUUAUUCCUUCAAACUAUUCUUCGUUUCUUUUUCCUUUCAAUCAUUAUUUAUUUUUCCUUAUUUUCAUCCAAACAUUAUUCACUUUUCAUUCCCGUCCUCAAACCUUUUCUGAUGUCCUUUCAAUAA
Acanthosepion pharaonis is the source of this 576-nucleotide messenger RNA. The record is from the annotation of a GenBank genome assembly. NCBI's taxonomy places the organism in Eukaryota, Metazoa, Mollusca, Cephalopoda, Sepiida, Sepiidae.